AUGGUUCCUCCGUAUACUGCGUUUGUUGCAUCGCGCCCACCUCUUUCUGACAUCGCUGACAUCAGCAGUGCAGCAGGACUGGCAUUGGACGGGUGCCAGAAGCACCCGUCGCUGAUAACUGCUGUUCUCUCCACUUCCACUAUUCCGUGCCCGGACUGCAGCGGCCAGGGCUGGCUGCAGUGCGACGUGUGCCAGGGGGAGAGGGUUAACGUGAAGGUCAACAAACGCCUCUUCCGCCGCUGCCCUGGCUGCUACGCCCUGGGGAUGACGCUCUGUCAGAAGUGUAAAGUGUACAAAUGUGUCACAUUUCCAGAUGGCGUUGAUGGUGGUGCUGUAGACGAGCUGACGGAAGAACGAAAAGCUUGGCGGAAGAACCAUCCGCACGGAUUUGUCGCCAGACCAGAGGCUAAAGAUGAUGGCUCGACAGACAUGAUGACAUGGAAGUGCGUUAUACCUGGAAAGAAGGACACGGACUGGGAAGGUGGCCAUUAUCCGCUGACGAUACACUUUACGGAAGACUACCCAUCGAAGCCGCCAAAGUGCAAGUUCCCUCCAGGCUUUUUCCAUCCCAACGUAUAUCCGUCAGGCACGGUGUGCCUCAGCAUUCUCAACGAAGACUAUGGAUGGAGACCAGCCAUUUCUGUGAAGCAAAUCUUAGUUGGUAUUCAAGAGUUGCUUGACCAGCCAAACCCUGCCGACCCAGCUCAAACUGAUGCAUACCAGCUCUUCACUCAGGACACGGUGGAGUACAAAAAGAGGGUCAGGGAGCAGGCAAAACAAUACCCUUCUCUUAUCUGA
Messenger RNA from Closterium sp. Yama58-4, 798 nucleotides. NCBI's taxonomy places the organism in Eukaryota, Viridiplantae, Streptophyta, Zygnematophyceae, Desmidiales, Closteriaceae. The record is from the annotation of a GenBank genome assembly.